UGUGAUAGUAGUUGUGUGCUUGUGAUCUGGUAGAAAAGGCAAUAUGGCCGUCAACUGAGCGCCUGCCUCGUACGUCGCGUUAUAGCUCAGAGCAAGACAAAGAAACAACGCAGUAAUACAACGUAACUUGGGCAAUUUUCGUUCAUCAACAGUUAGAAACAUAAAUUAUUAUUUCAGUAAUAGUUUCAGUGCUCGUUGUCGUUUUGCCAACAAUUGGAAUCUCGAAUCAGUGAAAUUAAAUCUUUUUUUUUACAUUAAAAAAAAAUAUAUAAAACGAGUGAGAGGGGCAAGGUCGAGCCAAGGCAGAUUAACAAUUGAUUAUAAUGCUGGAGCUCGAAGUUGUGCCCGAAAGAUCCAUCGGUUGUGACCAGUGGGAAUUUAUUUUAGGUAUGCAUUUUUCUCAAUCUGUAUCGAUAAUACAGAGUCAAGUGGGCAUUAUUAGAGGUGUACAAGUACUUUAUAGUGAUACUAAUCCAUUAGAAGUAGAUCUAGUAAUAAAUUUACCCUACGAUGGGGUGAGACUUAUAUUCGAUCCAGUAGUUCAGAGGCUCAAAAUUAUUGAAAUAUACAACAUGAAACUUGUCAAACUGAAGUAUUGUGGUUUACCAUUCAAUUCGCCUGAAGUAUUGCCAUCAAUCGAGCAGAUUGAACACUCGUUUGGCGCCACACAUCCAGGAGUCUAUGAUAGUGAUAAACAGGUCUUUGUGCUCAAUUUCCGGGGUUUGUCAUUUUAUUUCCCAAUUGACUCGAAGUUCCAGCCUGGUUAUGCACAUGGGCUUGGGUCACUGCAAUUUCCAAAUGGUACAUCACCACUGGUAGCUAAAACUGCAAUUUACAUCGGUAGCAUGGCUGCUGGUACUGUGGGGAGUGAAGAGCAUUGUCUCAAGGCACCACCACCACCACUACCUUUGGUUUGCUACCACAAUAAUUUAUAUUUAGAAAAAGCUGAGGUUAUCAGAGACAAAGUGAGAACUCGGGGAUUGAGACUGCACCUAUUUACCGAGGGGAGCUCAGCUACGAGAGUACUGCUGGAGCCUAAAAAGCACAAUCUCACUAAAGAGGUCUGGUUUGGAGAGAGUUGCGAGGAUGUGCUGAGUGCACUGGGCGCACCUUCACGAGUUUUCUUUAAGGCUGAAGACAAAAUGAGGAUUCACAGUCCUCAUGCACAUAAAAGAGACAAGACGAGACGUUCGGAUUUCUUCUAUAAUUAUUUUACCCUGGGAAUCGACCUUCUGUUCGACGCAAAAACCCAGUGUGUUAAAAAAUUUGUACUUCACACCAAUUACCCAGGCCAUUACAAUUUCAACAUGUAUCAUCGUUGUGAAUUCACUCUGACCCUACCUCCCGAAAAUAGUCACACUGACUCUGGUAAACUCAUCGACGUCAGUCCCUCGCCAAUCACGAUCACUGCCUAUACAAAAUGGGACAAAGUAAGUGAGCAAUUGAAAGCGAGUUCGCGUCCAGUAGUGUUGAAUCGUGCGUCCUCCACAAAUACAACAAAUCCAUUUGGUUGCACCUUCUGUUACGGAAUACGUGAUGCCAUUGUCGAAGUUAUGGCUAACCAGCACAUUGCCAGUGUAACCCUCUACAUGUCGGCGUGACCCUGGUAAAUGGCUGCAUUUUUAACCAGUAAAAAUAGUGACCCUUGGUUUUUUCAAGUACGAGGGAAAAAAACAAAAAAAAUACAUAAAAUAUGAAAAUGGAAAAAAAUGUUAAUAGAGGAGUGAAUCAGAUCAGAAUAAUGCUGACACUCCUGGAGGUCCUUGGAACGGAUUAUUCGGAUGUGGGUGACAAUUUGCUUGUGAUGAUGCAGAAUUAUAAUACGUGUGACGCAAUUUUUAUUUGUAAAAGUUCUAUAGGAAGGGCACCGAGUCAAAGACAGAAAUUUCACAGCAUUUUGCAUGAAUAUUCAGAAUCGAUGGAGACGACAACAAUUGUUUGUGUUGGCAGACAUGAGACGUGUGAGUCGUUGAUUUUUAAUGAAGGAUUCAGUUCAACGUUUCGGGCCCUUGAAAAAAAUCAAUAAAAACCAUAAAAACUAUAAAAUUGACAAAAAAAGUUAAAUCGAAGUAGUUUAAGGUAAAAGUUGAUAGAUAGUAACGGGCAAUGAUCAUGAUAACUUUGAAAAAGAUAUUAAUACUGAAGACAAAGUUCAUGUGGGAGCUUUUUUUCUCCAUAAUUCUCAUCAUUUUAAAAUGUCGAUUAGAUAUUUUUAACGACCAGAAGUAGGAAUUAUUUAUGAAGAAUCAUCGUUAGGAUUUUUGUGCUAGAAUCCAUUCAUCAAAUCAUCACGAUAUUUUUUCAAUUUUUUUAAUUAGAUGAUUUUAAACCGUUGACUCUGGCUGACGUUUAGAAUUGAAUUUUUUCUUCGUAAGACAAUAAAUUCCAUAUCUUUGUGAGAUAUGAAUCGGUGAAUAAAAAAAUAGGGAAGUGAGGAAUUUUUUGUUGUUCAAAACAAUUGUGGUGAUUGUCAGAUUCGUGGCACUUGUCAAUAUAGCUGCGGAAAGAAGAGUAAAUUAAAUUAAUAUGUACAUAUCUCGAACUAAACAUAUUUGAUAAGUCGUUAAAUCCUUGCGUUCGUGUACAAUGAAAAAAAACUACAAAAUUGUAAAUAACUUGAAUGGUGAAAGUAGACAACAUUAUAAGUUUAUUGGGUUACGUCAAUGGAAUAAUUUCCUUUCUCAAUUUGUUUUAAACUCUCAAGAUAAAUUUAUAUUUUUAAAGGAUCUUCGUGUGUGUCAUGUGUUUAUGGAACACAAAGAUGUCGAUAACUAAUCAAAAAUAAAUGGAAUUACUCCAUAAACUACGGAAAAUGAGUAACUGUAUAUAUGAAUAAUUGAAAGAAAGCCAUCGUGAUCACAAUUUUUUGGUGAUAAUAUGCUCUACCAUUGUUAAAUGAUUUUACAUUUCGCGACUCGCACAAAUUUGUUGAAAAAAUUGAUCGAUUAAAAAAUCGUUCCAUGUAAAUAUUUUUAAUUUCACUGCGACAAAAAAAAAUGAGAGAAAUCACAGGUAAAAGUGAAAUAUAUUUCGUUUUCAAAAGUACACGAGAUUGAAUUACAAGUACAUCAACCAACGAAGACCAAUUUUUUAAUGACAAGUUUUUGGAAAAAGAAUGUAAAAACGUCUUUCUCUUUUUCGUUAGUUCAUUACGAAUUGAGGAAAAAACAGUGUAGAAAUGUUCAUUGAAAAUAUCUUCCCUUGCGUCACUAACUUACUGGUAUUCAAUUGAAUUAUUUCUUCAAGGAAGAAAAAUGCCUAUGAUAAUCAUGCACUGCAAAACGCACUCACACAUUUAAUUUAAUAAUAUUUGAUAAAUAAAUUAGGAGAGGAUAGCUGGAAAUAUUUGAAAAAAAAAAGUCGAGAUGAAAGGGAGUGAAUUUUGUCAUUUUCUUCGAGUCUUUCAUCCACUUUAGUGCACCUUUUGUUUCUCAAUUUUUCUGAAGGGAAUGAAUUGACAAUGUUUGUCUCAUAUUUGUUAUCCUCCUAGGUGCGUCUGUGCAGAGUUAUCCCCCCUCCCCCCUCCCUCUCCCAGCGAUGAAAGAAAUCUUACGAAUAGGAAUUUAAAAAUUUAGUUAUGAAAGUAUAAUUUAACGAAAGAUAGCAGUUGAUAACACCUUAAUGCGCGUCAACAAAAUAAAUAAUUCAAUCCAAUUUUGGAAAACGGGGUUCACCUAUAACCUUUAAUCGUCGUAGGUAUAAUUUUUUAAUGUAUAUGCGAGUAUAUGAAUAGUAUUUAAUCUUACGCAAUGUAAACGUGAUAAUGAAAAAAAUUGAUAAAAAGUUGAAAAUGAAAAAAAAAAAAUUCAGCCACGAGGGCAUUAGCAAGAGUAUAUUGCCUGUUUUAUUUCUCGUAUAUUUAUUAAAUUAAGUAAUUAAGGAGUGAAUUGAGGGGUAAAAAUUGUCGAGACAGGGGGGAAAAAAUAACGUUGAAAAAUGAACUAUUUAGUUGAGUGGUGCAAAAAGAAUAGCCGAGGCCAGAAAAUAAAUGAAAUUUUUCUACGAGACAUACAAUAGCUCCCAGUUGGGAGGGGAGAACUCAGUUCUUUAUGGUGAUUCCUUCUUUCUCAAUUGAUGAUUGACUUAUUAUUGGAGGACUCGAAUGAUUGAAUUGUUCAGAGAGUGGAGAUAAAUCAAUCGAUAUUUGUCCUUCUUUUUCUCCACUUGACUAGCGAAUUAUAAAUAAUAAAAUUAGUUAAUGUUGUCUGACCUCAUACCACUUCGCAUUGCAUACUCCUUUUGUAUGUUUACCUGAUAAAUAAAAGAUCUCAAAACUGCA
Diachasmimorpha longicaudata is the source of this 4279-nucleotide messenger RNA. Its product is annotated as PHAF1 protein CG7083. Lineage: Eukaryota; Metazoa; Arthropoda; Insecta; Hymenoptera; Braconidae. The record is from RefSeq and is a predicted model, not a curated record. Gene Ontology annotation, cellular component: trans-Golgi network. Bases 324 to 1601 code for a protein of 425 amino acids. Gene Ontology annotation, biological process: Golgi to plasma membrane protein transport. The transcript has 8 exons.